Messenger RNA from Salvia hispanica, 723 nucleotides. RefSeq names its product mitochondrial import inner membrane translocase subunit TIM14-2-like. Lineage: Eukaryota; Viridiplantae; Streptophyta; Magnoliopsida; Lamiales; Lamiaceae. The record is from RefSeq and is a predicted model, not a curated record. Gene Ontology annotation, cellular component: PAM complex, Tim23 associated import motor. Gene Ontology annotation, biological process: protein import into mitochondrial matrix. Gene Ontology annotation, molecular function: ATPase activator activity.
AAACCGACACCAAGUCCGAAUCUAUCUUCUUCAUCAAGAAAGCACCUAGCAUAAAACUCCGUUUUCCACUUUUCCGUCUCGGAGCUGGAAAAUCAACCUAAAAACCAAGGAUUUGUAUUGAAUUCUCUUGCAUUCAUUUCAAAAUUCGAUCGCGUUGGCCGGGAUCGUUUCGUUGCGGCUAUUUUCGCAUUCUUUAUAUUAUGGCAUCCGUAGCAGUAGCAGGGGUUGCAGUUGGAGCUAGUGCUCUAGGUGCUAGAUACUUGCUAAGGGCAUGGCAAGCAUUCAAAUCCAACCCACGGGCCCGUAAUUUUUACCAUGGGGGGUUUCAACAAGCCAUGAACAGGCGAGAGGCCGCAUUGAUUCUUGGAGUAAGGGAGCACGUUGCCUUGGAAAAGAUCAAAGAGGCUCAUAGAAGAGUGAUGGUAGCAAACCACCCUGAUGCUGGGGGCAGCCAUUACCUUGCUUCAAAGAUCAAUGAAGCUAAAGACAUCUUGUUGAAGAAAUCAAAGGCGUCUGAUUCUGCAUUCUGAUGGAAUCUGCAAUAACAUGGAGAAAUGCUCUGUGACACCAUUUUUUGGUGCUGAUUGAUAAUUGGCAUUGAUUUUGUGAUGUGGACAUGUUUCUGAGGAGUAGAAUAUGUUAAUGCGAAAUAUUAUUUUUUUGUUUGUAUUGAUAGAAUGUGUAGGAGUUAUUUGUGCAGCUAAGAAAGUUGUAUUUUCUGUU